AUGCUAUCUAUAGUGGUCUUUAUGCGUAGCCGUACCGCCAAGGAUGAGCUUUGGCUAAGGCACUUCGGCAUGCCUCAGAGAUGGCUCUUUCUUAGGCAACCGGCAAGCCAGAGCACCAACAUCAGCACAUGUUUCUACCAUAGCACUUCGUUAAAACGAGCAAAGGAUUGUGGCCAUAAGAGAUGGUAUGGCGUAAAAGCAAAGACAAAAUAUCCCCUUAUAACAUGGCUCCUGCGGUGCAUUCCUGGGAAUAAGGGCAGCAACAAAAAAGCAGAGAAUAAUAAAAUCUGCUUAAAAAUUGGCAAAGGCGAUAAUGAAGAUGACCGUGGGUUGCUUCUAGGCAUCUAUGCCGCCUCUCCGGCCCAAGCGGAUUGUGUCACCGAGGCAUGUGCCAAGGAACUCAUUGCAAAUCUCGAUUUGGUCUAUCGGCAGCAAUCGAAUUUUGAAUAUGCCCAUGCUGACAGCGAUGUCAGUGUCGAUAUAAUGCUGCGCACUAGCCUGCAUCGCUAUAACAACGCUUUGCAAAAGUUCGAUUGGCAAAAUUUCAAAGAUCCCGUUUUGAGGCGACAAUUCGAGAUCUUGUUGCGCGAUACCAAAUACCCAAAAGUCAAUGAUGAGUUUGAGAAAGCCACCACAACUUUGAAGACGGUGGCCAAAAAGAAAUUCACCUGCUCCCGUUUCAGUGCCAAUGAAUGCAAAAAGGUUUCGUUUAUACGCGACAUCAAGCCCUUCAUCAGCAACAAUGGAGAUCCGCAGGACAUCAAAUGGUAUUGGCGGGAAUGGCGCAAUCAUGUGCCCGAUGAUGUCAAGAAUGCCAUGAAAUAUUACAUUCAAUAUUAUCAGAAUCUGGCCACUCCAGCUAAAACACCCUCAGGGGUGUGGUAUGAGGCUUAUGAUGGCUCAGAUAUUCUGCAAGAUCUUGAAAGUUAUAUGGAUAAUAUUGGUCCUCUCUAUAGACAAAUGCAUGGCCAUCUGAGGCAAGCCUUACGUGAAAAAUUGGGCAAUUCUAGCAUUCCUUCGUCGGGCCUCAUACCUCAUCAUCUAAUGGAACAGGCUUUCUUCCAGGCAUGGAAAAAGGAAUCGGUGCUGGUGAAUCCCUUCCCUGAGAAGAAACUGCCCAAUUUGCAACAGGAACUCAAAGGCCAAUGGGGAGCUUUUGAUUUGGUGAAGACAGCUGGGCAAUUCUUUGAAUCCCUGGGUUUUGAAGCAUUUUCACAAGAAUUUCAAUCGAAAAACUUCAAGCCAUUUGACAAUCGUAACCAACCUGCUGGUCCCGACUGCAAGUCUCGCAUCAAUUACCAUGGUAGCAUUCAGAUGACCUAUUGCCCUAAGGUCAGCUAUAAGAAGCUAUUGACCACCCAUGGCGACAUUGCCCAAGUGGAAUAUGCCCUGCAGAAGAAUAAUCUCACUGUGGGCUUAAGCCGCGAAGCAUGUCCCGGUUUCAGCAAUGCCUUGGCGGAGGCCACAAUAUUGACGGUGUCAACCCCCAAACACUUGCAGCAACAUUUGCACUUAUUAAAGGAGUACGAUUAUGAUGGCGAAAUGCAUCUUAAUUUCUUAUAUAGAAUGGCCGUUCAUGCUCUAUUCUCCAUACCCACCUACUUUGUGCAUGAGAAACUUUGGGUGGACAUAAUCGAUAAGAAAAUCAAACCGGAGGAAUACAACUGCCAUUACUGGAAUCUUAUGGAGAAAUACAUGGGUGUUGGACCUUCGGAUCUUACCAAUCCCACUGCUUAUGAUAUGCCACCCAAAUUCUAUGAAGGUUUAUUGGAUGACAGGAGAAGCACCAAAAAACUUUUAGGAGAAUUUUUGGGUUAUCAAAUCUACAGUGACCUUUGCUUGAAAACCAAACAAUACCAACCGGGCAACAGUGAUAAAGCUCUCUUCAAAUGUGAUCUAACCGGCAGCAAGGAAGCUGGGGAUAUUCUCAAAAAUAUGAUGGCAGCUGGUUCAACCAAAACAUGGCGUGAUAUUAUCAAGGACUUGAGUCCUACACAGCAAACAAGUCUAGAAGGUGCAUCCUUUGUAGACUACUACCGCCCAUUACUUCAAUGGAUUGUCAAAGAUAAUGCUGCCAAAAAUGUUGAAGUUGGCUGGGCUUCAGUUGAACGUUAG
Stomoxys calcitrans (stable fly) is the source of this 2115-nucleotide messenger RNA. RefSeq names its product angiotensin-converting enzyme. The record is from RefSeq and is a predicted model, not a curated record. The coding region runs from base 1 to 2115 and encodes 704 amino acids. Gene Ontology annotation, molecular function: metallopeptidase activity; peptidyl-dipeptidase activity. Gene Ontology annotation, cellular component: plasma membrane. NCBI's taxonomy places the organism in Eukaryota, Metazoa, Arthropoda, Insecta, Diptera, Muscidae. Gene Ontology annotation, biological process: proteolysis. The transcript is spliced from 7 exons.